UGUGAGCAAGACAAAAUAAAUAGACCAACCCACACCAAUCACACAUCCCCUCCCCCUACCCCCUUCCAUCUUCCCUAUCUCCUUCCUUUUUCUUUCUUUUCUCCUCCUCUUCAGACCUUUUCUUCUUUUGUUUUCUGUUCCUUCUGUGCUUCUAUUCUCCUCAGAUUUCAUCCUCAUCAUUCAUUGUUUGUCUUCCCACCGUCCGAAUCCUACAAGACUUUUGUCUUUCUUCUUCUGCGGGGAUGACGGAGGACUGUGAUGGAGAGGAGAAGGACGAAGAGACGAGGAGGUGGUCUCCCGGUCAGGGGGGCAGCAGCAGCAGCAGCAGCCGCGGAGGAGGGAGCGGGACGUCUGCCUCGUCCCCCUUCAAGAACCGGUGCGUCAGAGGGCGGGUCGAUCAGCCGCCUCCCUUCUCCGGCCAGGUGCUUGAGAACGUCCUGGAGAACGUGCUGCAGUUCCUGCCGUGCCGCCGGGACCGGAACGCGUCGUCGCUGGUGUGCCGGUCCUGGUACCGCGCCGAGGCGCGGACCCGGCUUGAGCUUUUCAUCGGCAACUGCUACGCGGUGUCCCCGGCCCGCGCCCUCGGCCGGUUCCGCUGCGCCCGGGCGCUGGUCCUCAAGGGCCGCCCCCGCUUCGCGGACUUCAAUCUCGUCCCCGUCGGCUGGGGCGCCCGCUUCUCCCCCUGGGUGGCCGCCAUGGCCGCCGCCUACCCCUGGCUCGAGCGCGUCUGCCUCAAGCGCAUGACCGUCUCCGACGCCGACCUCGCCCUCCUUGCCCGCUCCUUCUCCUCCUUCCGCGACCUCACUCUCAUAUGCUGUGACGGCUUCGGCACCCCCGGCCUCGCUGCCGUCGCUGAGCUCUGCAGGAACCUGAGAGUGUUGGAUCUGAUAGAGAACGAUGUGGAGGACGAGGACGAGGAGGUGGUGGAUUGGAUUUCGAGGUUCCCGGAGACGGACACCCGUUUGGAGUCGCUCUCCUUCGAAUGCGUUAAUUGCCCGGUCAACUUUGCAGCCUUGGAGGCGCUGGUUGCUCGCUCGCCCUCCCUCCGGAGGCUGCGGGUGAACCAGCAUGUCUCGGUUGGCCAGCUGCGCUGCCUCAUGGUGCGAGCGCCGCAGCUCACCCACCUGGGCAGUGGCUCCUUCGAGACGGUGCCUGUCGCCGAUGGUGCGGCAGAGCUAGACGUGGCCGAGCUGGAGUCAUCCUUCGUCGCUUCCAAGUCGCUUGUUUGCCUCUCGGGAUUCCGAAUGGUGGCGCCCGAGUACCUCCCGGCCAUCUACCCGGUCUGCGCCGGCCUCGUCUCCCUCAACCUAAGCUAUGCCAUGACCACAGCCGAGCAGCUCAAGCCUGUCAUCCUCCGAUGCCACAACCUCCAGACCUUCUGGGUUCUUGACACGGUAGGCGAUGAGGGUCUACGAGCCGCAGCCAAGACGUGCAAGCAUCUCCGUGAGUUGAGAGUGUUCCCUUUUGAAGCCACCGAGGAUUCCGAGAGUGCUGUGUCUGAUGCUGGCCUUGUGGCGAUUUCAGAGGGCUGUCAGAAGCUUCGCUCGAUCCUGUACUUCUGCCAACGAAUGACAAAUGCUGCCGUUGUGACCAUGUCCAAGAAUUGCCAGGACCUUGUGGUGUUCCGUCUUUGCAUCAUGGGCCGCCACCGUCCGGAUCACAUCACCGGGGAGCCUAUGGAUGAGGGUUUUGGAGCUAUUGUCAUGAACUGCAAGAAGCUCACUAGGCUUGCUGUGUCUGGCCUUCUAACGGACAAGGUUUUCGAGUACAUUGCAAAGUAUGGGAAGUUGGUUCGGACUCUCUCUGUGGCAUUUGCUGGGAAUAGUGACUUGAGUUUGAGGUAUGUUCUCGAAGGGUGCCACAAACUGCAGAAGCUCGAGAUCAGGGAUAGCCCUUUCGGGGAUGCAGGCCUGCUCUCUGGGAUCCACCAUUACUACAACAUGAGGUUCUUGUGGAUGAACUCAUGCAAGUUGUCCCUGAGGGGUUGCAAGGAAGUGGCUCAGAGGCUACCUCGCUUAGUGGUGGAAGUGUUUGGGGACCAAAAUAAGGAGCUUGAUGGUGAUGCAGUGGAGAAGUUAUACUUGUACCGGUCUCUCGUAGGGCCGAGGGAUGAUGUGCCGUCAUUCGUUAAGAUCUUGUGAAUUUUCGCUGUUGGUGGAGAUACUCGGGAGAUGAAGUAGUUAUUUCUAUUUGUAGGUUUGGAUGGGGAGCUUAUUUCCAAUCGGAGGAGCCUUGGAUGUAAUCAAGCAGAGUGUGAAUUUGGUGGGUAGUUUUCGUAACUCACCGGAUGGUACUCAUGCAACAUACACAAAGAGGAGAUAGUUCCAUUUUUUAAUCGCCUUUUUUCCCUUCCUUAUGUCUGGGCUUCUGGGUUACCUAUGCGAUCGAGGAUUCUUUACAAUCGCAUGCUCUACCAAUGCAAUGAGAUAGAAGCAGAAGAAUAUAUCUAAUGGUGGAGAAAAGCACUGCUAGUUUUGUUUCACCAGGAAAUCAUGUGAACACAAUUAUUCCUGCAAUUAUGUGAUGAUCACAAGAGAAAGAUGACAGGCUGCUUCGCGGGGUUUCAGAUUGACGGCAGAUGCAAAAUGUACCCUCCAGGUUGUUCAUAUUCUCUCUAUUCUUGAAAACGAAACGAUACUGUCAUCUUUGGGUUUCAUUCCCUUGUGCUAUCAGAGAAUUGAGGUAAAAUGUGAAACCUUGAACAUUUCUUCUCAUUUUUCAGGAUUUCCAAGUCACUAAUGGAAGGUUUAUUGUUUCUUAAGAAGGUUUUUUUGUUGAAGUUUUCGGUGUUCAGGUUAUUUGAUUGGUAAUAAACACUCCAAGAACCUCUUGCUUGAACUGAAGAGGACACUGUUCCUUUUUUCUAUUUGUUUCGACUGUUAUAUGGUUAGUAGUGUGAGAUCUUCAAUAAUGGCACUGACUUUUUUGAGUAGUUGGAUUCUUCUGGUUUGGUGAUGGAUGUGUCUUAAUCUACUAAUGAUUUCAUCAUCGCGCUAUUGGUGUGCCAUGACAAUAUCGCAUGAAAGUUAGUGACAACACGUUCCUUUCAUCAGCACAAGUUAGGCUUUGGUUUGGCCAAUAAUUCUUAGUUUAAAAAAUUAUACUUUUUUUUCUUUCAUCUACAUGGUUGCAGCUUUUUGGAGGAUGAGGGCUUAGUUCUUUUAUGCAUUUCUUUUAGAACUCAGAUGGUGGGCAACCAAUCUGCCUGCAUCUGUUGUCUAGUGGCUCAUGGUAUGGUACUUUAUUAGACCUAACUUUCCUGACCUAGGCUUACUAAUCGACACUAAUCACUGUUUAUCUUGUGUGAGUUACAGCAUUAGGUUGGCUUGGCUUCUAUUCUUUUCUUGUAUUUCUGCAGUCUAUUCUCUGACUGAGCUCUCUGAACAUUACCUCAUUGGUUUCCAGUUUAAUUUCCUUGGUCACUGAGGACCAGACCUGUGUAUAAAAGAUUCAACUCCUUCCCUUGAUCCUUCCAUCGUGCCGUGCCGGCACGGCACGUAAGCCGAGUUCCUGAAGCUAAACAUGGAACUUCUUCACAUCGGGCUCAUCCUUGACAAGUUGAGAUUGAAGCUGUCGCCAGCCUCUUCACUGCUUACUCUGAAACAGUUCCUUGGAUGACUGUGGGAAGAUCAGCCACCACAGCUUUUUCUCCUGAUGGUCCUCUCCAGAGCCGAGCAUCGAGUGUUCUUCCAAAAGAAGGGAAAACGACCGCUCAAUCACAACCAAUCAUACAAGGCGAAUGCAUCCGGGUCAGAGGGGUCAAGAUUAAAGCAGUCAGUUGAUAUGGACCCAGCAACCCACCACCCAACAUGAGUGAUUCUUUUCUGUGCAUGAAGCUCAAGCUGUUGAACUGGCUGAUGGAGCAAGUCCAGGAGGAGAACAAAAGAAGAAAGGGUUGGGAGAAUGUCUUCAAAAGCUUUGCUUUCUCCGUCUUCCAAUCUUCUCCGCCGCUGGCUGGAAUCAAUCAAGCAUCCCGGUUAGGCGGGCCCGUCCACUUUUUACUGCUGGUUGUUCUCCGAGGUGAAAAGAACAAGACAAGGGCACGCGGCUGUUGUCUCUUUCUGUGAGGCAAUUUUUGGCUAUGCUUUCUGUUCCGGAGGGUACUCUCUCCGUGUGUCAUUUUGCAGAAGAAUUGUGUUCCAAGUGUGUCGAGAUUGAUUAAAGGUAGAUUGCUUUUGUGUAGCUCGGCAGAUGUGAUUUUAAUUAUCGUCUUUAAGACCUUUGGGACGACAACC
This is a messenger RNA of Musa acuminata subsp. malaccensis (wild Malaysian banana), 4235 nucleotides long. RefSeq names its product F-box protein FBX14. The record is from RefSeq and is a predicted model, not a curated record. Gene Ontology annotation, biological process: SCF-dependent proteasomal ubiquitin-dependent protein catabolic process. Lineage: Eukaryota; Viridiplantae; Streptophyta; Magnoliopsida; Zingiberales; Musaceae. Gene Ontology annotation, cellular component: SCF ubiquitin ligase complex.